AUGCUGGACAAGAUCGUUCUGCUCGGCCACGCCACGGCGGGGAAAACCUCACUGAUCCAACAGUUCACAGAGAGAACAUACCGCCGUACCUACUCCCCCACCAUUGAGGACUUCUAUACACAGGUGGUUAAGUACCCAGAUGGCCUAUUUCAGGCGGUCGAGAUCAUCGACACGUCCGGCGGAGACGACUUUCCGGCAAUGCGAUCUCUACGAAUAACUCAGGGCACUAUGUUCAUCGUAGUCUACGCCCUUGACGACAUACACUCCUUCCACAUGGCCUUCAACUACUGUAACAUGAUCAAAACAUGCAGAAAAAAAGUCAGCCUUCCCAUUCUGAUCGCUGCCAAUAAACUGGAUAAUGCCGAAAAAAGAAUCAUCACUUCGGACAUGGCACUCGGCAUGGCUAGAAAAUUGAACUGCCCCCAUAUCGAGGUAAGCGCCAGAUGGAACCUGAAUGUCACCAGCAUGUUUGAUAUGAUCCUGACCUUGAAGUGUGCAAUGAAAAAGGAAACCACAGUUCAGCCAAGCAAUGAGGAUACAGUUCCAAGACCUCGCUUUAAUUGCUUCUCUAGCGAGAGGAAGAUUCCGAGUCGGGGAAAGUUUCCCAUUCAAAGGUCCAAUACUUUUCAUGGGUUCUCCGAAGCAACUAUUGCAAGGGCAAAGGUCAAUUCAAAGCGGAUGAGAAGUUUCCAUGUGAAAGAUUCAGGGGAUUAA
Messenger RNA from Haliotis rubra (blacklip abalone), 714 nucleotides. Its product is annotated as ras-related protein Rap1-like. NCBI's taxonomy places the organism in Eukaryota, Metazoa, Mollusca, Gastropoda, Lepetellida, Haliotidae. Gene Ontology annotation, molecular function: GTPase activity; GTP binding. The record is from RefSeq and is a predicted model, not a curated record. The transcript has 3 exons. The coding region runs from base 1 to 714 and encodes 237 amino acids.